Laetiporus sulphureus 93-53 is the source of this 1236-nucleotide messenger RNA. RefSeq lists its product as uncharacterized. Gene Ontology annotation, molecular function: DNA-binding transcription factor activity; transcription cis-regulatory region binding. Gene Ontology annotation, biological process: regulation of DNA-templated transcription. Gene Ontology annotation, cellular component: nucleus. The coding region runs from base 1 to 1236 and encodes 411 amino acids. The transcript is spliced from 9 exons. The record is from RefSeq and is a predicted model, not a curated record. NCBI's taxonomy places the organism in Eukaryota, Fungi, Basidiomycota, Agaricomycetes, Polyporales, Laetiporaceae.
AUGCCUCCUCCGGCAGGGCCCGCACCACCGCCUAUCGGCCAGCAGCCAGCGAGGUCGGACGAUAUUCUUGGGUGCCCACCGAAGCAGAAGAAGAUAUCACAGCAGUCUGCUCAACCGGUCGCUGCUGUCACGCAACUGGUGCCGCCGCCGCCUCCUGAAGCUGCACCUGCUGAGCAUGACAAUCCGGAGCACGCGCAUAUGUUGGCGAAUGUCUGGAUGAACGCGACGAAACUUGCUGAGAUGGUGAAGAAAGAAGGUCUCGUGUACAAGAAGGGCAAGUUCUCUGCCAUUGAGGAAAUGCAGCUCAAUGCCGCGAUUGAGAAUUAUCGUGUGGCUAAAGGUCUCACGGAGUACGACAUCGAAAAGAACGUCAUCUUUUCUAAAGAGAGGGGCCGGGACUCGUUCUGGCAAGAGAUUACAUCGGCAUUGCACCUUCGCCCUAUCAUCGCCGUGUAUCACCAUGUUCGUCGCACUCGUCAUCCUGAUAGCCGGAAGGGCAAGUGGACGGAUUCGGAAGAUGACGAGCUAGCGCGGGCUGUGUCCGAUCAUGGACAGCAGUGGGAGAAGGUCGGUCUCAUUGUCAAACGGAUGUCAUCGGACUGCCGGGAUAGAUGGCGUAACCAUCUUCAAGACCGCAGCACGCGUCGCUCAGGGACGUGGACGAAGGAGGAGGAAGAAGAGUUAACGAGGAUUGUCACUGAGAUGACACUCCAGAAGGGCAAGGAUAUUGACAAUGAUAUCUUCUGGGGUGUCGUCAGCCAGCGUAUGGGCGGUAAACGUGGUAGACAGCAGUGUCGAAUCAAAUGGACAGAUACGCUUAGCACUCAAAUGAAGAACGCCGGCGAGAGGCCGCGUUGGAGUCAGAUGGAUGCGUACAUCUUAGUGCAUAAGGUUGAUUCGCUGAACGUCCGAGACGACACUGAGAUCGACUGGAAGCUUCUUCCUGAUGAGCAUUGGAACAUAUGGAGUGCGCAUUCGCUACAGCGGCGAUGGCUCACGAUGAAGCGCAGUGUGAAGGGUUAUGAAGACAUGACCCACGCCGAGAUCAUGGAAAUUCUGAAGACAAAGAAGGCGCAGGCGUUACCCCUGCCCGUCUCAAGCCGGAGAAAGAAGAACAAAGUCACAAGUGCAGAGGCUGUCAAUGACUCUGAUUCAGUAGAUGGAGGGCCGGAGCGAGAAGACGGAUCCAGUAGUGCCUGCGUCCACGUAGGUGCGGAUACGGCCAAUUCUGUAUAG